CUCCCGACCAGCUUCUCGCGCCCAGAGUCCAGCCUCCCGGACCUUCGCUCCGCCACGGGGUCGCGGCGUGCCCGGCAGCACAGCGCUCGGCGCCGGCCCCACCCCACGCUCCGGCCGGCACCCGGAGGAGCCAAUGGCCGAGGCGGGCAGGAGCCCGGCCGAGCGCCCGCGGGAGCCAGUCGCGCAGGUGGCGGCUGAAGCCUCGGAGCCCGAGGCAUCCGCCCCGCCGCGGGCCCUACGCCGGCUGCCCGGGGACCCGAGCCCCCGUGGCCGCUCCCAGAGCGACCUGUCGUCGUGCUCAAGCAGGGGCCGCCCACUCCGGGUCCACAUCACCGGCUCAGUUGAUGGACUGGACAAAGCUUCUAUAGCAAACUCAGAUGGCCCAGCAGCGGGUUCCCAAACACCUCCUUUCAAGAGAAAAGGGAAACUCUCCACCAUUGGCAAAAUCUUUAAGCCUUGGAAAUGGAGGAAAAAGAAGACCAGUGACAAAUUUAGAGAAACCUCAGCAGUAUUAGAAAGGAAGAUAUCCACAAGACAAAGUAGAGAGGAGCUGAUAAGAAGGGGAGUUCUUAAGGAAUUGCCUGAUCAAGAUGGAGAUGUAACAGUUAACUUUGAAAAUUCAAACGGGCACAUGAUACCCAUCGGAGAGGAGUCUACCCGAGAGGAAAAUGUAGUCAAAUCUGAAGAAGGUAAUGGCUCUGUAGCUGAAAAGGCGCCACCUCUGGAGGAAAAGGCAGAAGAUAAGACAGAGAACACUGAAAACCUCCCUGAGACGCCGGCAGCUCCUGCUCCACCCCCCUCAACUCUUCCUAAGCCUAAGCCCAAACCUAAGCCCCCCAAAGCUCCUGUGCCUCCAAAAGGGGCUGCUGCCGGGGCCAGCCCCAAGGGUGACGAAGUGCCUCCUAUUAAAAAAAAUACCAAGGCUCCUGGUAAGCAGGCCCCCACCCCUCCACCCAAGCCGACAAGCCGAAACACAACCCGAAACACAACCCGAGAGGCUGCUGGUUCCUCUCAUUCAAAAAAAACAACUGGCUCCAAAGCCUCAGCUUCGCCAUCUACUUCCUCCACCUCAUCUUGUCGAAAAACUUCAAAGGAGACGGUUUCCAGCAAAACAGGGACUGUGGGAAUCACAAAGGGCAAGAAAAGAACUGGCAAGCAGCCCACGUCUCAACCAUCCUCCGAUGCGACCACAACUGAUACGUCCGACCUUAAAGGACAGCCUUCGGAGACCAAGGUGGAGACUGAGCGGACUGCCCCCGGGACCGAGGAGCUGACCACAGGCAAAUCCAAGUCUGCAGUCCCUCCACCCCCAGUGGCUCCUCCGCCUCUCCCCCCCGCCCCUCACCUUGUUCUGGAGGAACAGUGCGUUUUUGCCUCAGACACUCCGGUUGUCCUGGUCAGCAGUGCAGCCGACCUGCCCGUCCCUGCCUUAGACCCAAGUCAGCUUCUCUGGACUGAAGAGCCGACAAACAGAACCACUGUCCACUCAGGCACUGGCUUAAGUGUUAGCCGAGAAAAUGCAAAAUGCAGUUUCACAACCAAAGACCAGCUGCUGGCCCCUGGGCUGACGGGAGAGUCUGCAGAACCCUUCUGUGCCCCGGAGGACGAGAGCCAAAGGGAGUGCCGGGCCAGCGACUCGGACUCCGAUGGGCCUGUCCUGUACACCGACGACGACGACGAUGAAGAGGAUGAAGAUGAGGAUGGCAGUGGGGAAAGUGCUCUGGCAAGUAAAAUCCGACGACGGGAUACUCUUGCUAUCAAACUUGGCAACAGGCCAUCCAAAAAAGAACUCGAGGACAAGAACAUCCUGCAGCGGACCUCUGAAGAAGAGAGGCAGGAAAUCCGACAGCAGAUUGGAACCAAGCUAGUCAGGAGACUUAGCCAGAGGCCCACAACUGAAGAAUUGGAGCAAAGAAAUAUCCUAAAACAAAAGAAUGAAGAAGAGGAACAAGAAGCAAAAAUGGAACUUAAACGCAGACUCAGCAGAAAGCUCAGCCUGAGACCCACCGUGGCAGAGCUGCAGGCCCGGAGGAUCCUGCGGUUCAACGAGUACGUGGAAGUCACCGACUCCCCUGACUACGAUCGCCGGGCCGAUAAGCCCUGGGCCAGGUUGACACCCGCAGACAAGGCAGCAAUAAGGAAAGAACUAAAUGAAUUUAAAAGCACAGAAAUGGAAGUUCAUGAAGAAAGUCGACAGUUUACAAGGUUUCACCGCCCAUAGUGAGGUGCGAGCCUCUUUGGAGACGUAGACUGAUCAUCUGUGGGAGAAGCCUUGCUUCCCGAACACCUGAUAUUGCACUGGGAUUUGACUGUGUGUGUGUUUCCAUUUCACUUGUGGAGAAGAAGCGUGUGGAAAGUGCUCCCCACCUCUACCGCCCAGAUGUGGCCAACAAGCAAAUGACGGGUGUAGUGACCUUGCUGUCCAGCAUGUGUAUUGAUGGUAAGGGACACAAUGGUUACACCAGUUAUUCUUCAUCAGGGGUUUUAAUCAAGGAAGAUGAGCAGAAGACAAUCGCUGGCUCCCUGUUACCAGAAAGCCAAAUUUUAGAGUGCGGGUUUUAAAAAAAAGAAAAACGGGGAGUGGAAUGGCUGGGCACUGGAAAGGGGUGGGUGGGGGUUGAAAACCAGAAGAAAGAGAAAAAUUUCAUUAUGUUAAUGAAGCAAAGAAAAAAAAUGAAGCGUAAAUGUAUUUUUGAAGUAGGCUUUUGAUAGCUAAGAACUUGUUAAGGGAUUUCGGGAUCUAAUCACCCAUUGUGGAUUCCUUAGAGACCUGAUCCUAGAAGAAAAUUCUUUCACCAUUAUGAUGGUGCUGUAUAGUACCAUUGCUUUAUGUUGUGCCAGUGAAUCCAGUUGCCAGAGAUAAGUCUGAGUGUUUUCAUGCAUCUUUUUCUUAAAUGCAAGAGGCUUUUAUGGACUCUUAACAAGCAUGCUUACCCAAAUUCUGUUGCAUGCUUUAAGUAGCAUAGAUAUACAUACUUUACUUUUUCUCGUUUAAUACUCCUUACCUAAUGUACCACAAGGGUAACAGGACUGGGAAUAAAGUCAGAUGUGAUGUGACCCUAUUAAACUGUAGCAAGCUUUAGAAAGAAAUAUUUUGGUCUUUCCCUAGCUUACCUUCAAAGUUGAAACAACCAUGUUUGAUCUAAGGAAGAUAAUAUUGACAAUCACAUCUUUUUAAAAAAUCUGAUUCCAAAAUUAAAACUUAAGCAAAAUGCAAGUGUUCUGCCAGCAGAUAGCUCUUAACAGGACUGCAAAGGACUACUUAUUUUCCAUGCUGCAUUAAGUUGGAUUGCUGCUAUUUAAAAAGAUUAAGCACAUGGAUCAAAACAGUACUCACAGACAUAAAAGAACACAGAAAAUUUUUGCUAAGUUGAGAGUGAGGAGAAUCUCAUUUUGUGCUUUAAGAGUCUGCAGAUUGCAUCCAUAAAUAUAACAUUGAGUUUUAGUGCAAAAAAUGGGUGACUUUAAAGUUAUGGAAGGUCUCCCUAUGAGCCUAUAGUCAGUAUUGUUUACAUUAAUAAACCCUCUACUGUCAUCUUGCUAGUUUCCGUGGAGUCACCGGCACAGCACGGCUUCUGCUCCCAAACACAUGUGACCAUAUAUGUACAAGUAUACUACCUUGCAUUUAAUUGUUUUUUCCCACAAUUGUUUUGUGCCCCUUAUAUUAAAGACACAUAAUUUGUGUAACAAAAAAAGACCUAAAUGGACUUAAUUUUAUUCUCAGAGCUUGGACUAGAAUUUUCUGAGAGGAUUCUGAUUUCUACUAUGGAAGACUGUAAUUUUCUAUUUCAACCAAAAAAGCAAACACUUUGGUAGAUAAAUUUGGAUCUUGCCUCUUAUUGAUACUUUAAAGACUCACUUGAAAUUGGGAUGAUUUUGCUCAAAAGUAAAACUGAUUUGGCCCCAAUUAGUCUAUUACAAAAACCCAGGACCGUUUAUAACUAAGAAAAGUGACCAGCAUUGUUGCACGUCUUGCUGCCCUCAGCCAUGUGCAUUAAUGAAACAAACAUAGGUUUCCACACUGCUGUUAUUUCAUUAAUAAGAUAAGAUGUAUUUUUGCUCUGAAACAAAAAAUGUUUGUGCACACCCAAGUGUCUUCAUCUGGCUGAGGUUUUGUCCAUUUCAUAGUGUUUACAGCCAUAGACAUUAUGUAUGUUCUAAUUUUUUACUAAAGUCACCCUCUUCCUUAUUUUAUUAUCAUUUUAUUGUCUUAGGGAAAAUACCAAGGACUGUAAUGUUAUUUUAAUUUUCUGUACGUAUGAUUUUUUUAACAUGGUUUUGAUUUUGAAUCAAAAGACCUUGCCUCCUUAAAAAUGGUAUAUAUAAGACAUCACUGUUUUAUCCCUAAUUAUGAAUGUCACAGAAAGUCCCUAUUUGGUUGAGAAAAGGAACAGCUUUCCCCCCCGACUAGUGGUGCAUAUGAUGCAACUUUUUAUUCCCUACAAUGAGAGGCGCCCAGUACAAUAAUGAGGAUCUGGUGCCUUGAUAUCUUGCUUUUCCUGCAGGAAGGUUCAGAUCUGUGAACUGCCCACACUUUGUCUUCAUACUGAUUUCCAUGCUUAGAGGAAUGCUUAAAUGUGACAAGUGUUAAAGUCCAAAAAUUUAACCACUGCCAGUCUAAUAUUUAAGAACUGGAACCACCAUUUACUUCAUUAGAUCGAUUCUUUAGAUGAAAAGCUGUGGAAAGAAUCGGAGGGUUGUGAACUAAGCUGUAUGUUGCAGGACAGGCUCUGUUUUUAACAGCGGACUCUACAAGGCAGAAGCACUGCGUUUCCACCCCAGCGACCCGUCUAGAGGUCUCUUGCUUGGUGGCCCUGAGCGGAUGUGAAGGUGUGAACCGCCCCCCCCCCCCCCAAUAUAAUUAAGCCUCUGCCUGAGCAUUUCUGCAAUUUCAGCAUAUCUGCAAUCUAACCAAUAAGCUAGGGUUCUAUAAAGAUGAUUAAUGUGUGUGCAAAUCGUGUUGUUGUAACACAACUCCAUGUUUUCCCCAAUUUAAAGUGCAACAUUAGGCUAACAUAGAGGAAGUGCAUGGGUUUCCCUGAGUCCCCAGGAUAUUCUGAUUGAGGGAAAAAAAACAAACCCAUCUCUAGGAAGGCUCCAGGCAGGAAAGAACGAGAAAGACUGGUAAGUGCUCUUUCCACAGGCUUUCUCAGCAUCUUUGUGGUCAUUACCAAUCAGUCUGAAAAAUUUGAUCUCUGGCGAGCAGCAUUAAUUUAAAGUGGCUCUGCCUGAUAAUUUCCUGUGUGUGUGUCAAAUGACUUGUACUUUCUAUGGUUAAUGUAGUUUGCCCUUAUUGUUAAGUCCUUAAAUGAUUUAUAUGAACUCUAUAAUACUCAGAGAACCAUUUGGGGGUAUUUCAAUAACCGUUUUAAAUGGAGGAAAAGGCAAACUCAUCUCUCUCUGAUUUACCCAAAAAACCUGACUUCCUGAUUUCAUUUUAUAUGCUUUAUUAGCACACUGAUUUUUCACUUAUCCUUUUCUAAUGUUAGCAAAUAUAUUCUGUAAGUAGAAAGUUCUGAAAUUUAAAUGAAAAUCUAUUUAAGGAAGCAGAGGACUUGCAUACCCCCCUCAGAAAUGAUCUAAUAUUGAAAAUGAGAGAUAAGUCCUUAAAACCCAUAAUUCAGGUUUUACACCCGGCAGUUAAUUCAGUGCUGCACUGGCAUUUUUAUAAAAAAAUACCGUAGUAGCUUCCACUUAAAAGAGAGAAAAUUCUGCAUUAACACUGCCUAUCCUGAUUAACUACCACAUUUUAUCACGUAACUGGCACUGUAUUUAUACUUAAUGGAGUUAGGCAGACACGACUUCAAAAAUUAUACUGUAUUCACAAUAGAAAAAGGCAGUCUUGUCUACCUCAUAGUAGUAUGCCCACACUUAAACAGGGAAGGUUUCUUUUCUUCCUUUCUUGCUCAGAAUUUUCUUCCAUCUGUUACUGUUUUCAAGUGCUCCUAGCAGCACAUUUCACAUAGAAUGAAAAAUCUUCACAACAGGUGGGAAAGUAUUAAACUCAGACGAGAUACAUAAAUUUAUGUCACUUUAUCAGUCUGGUAGCUCAAGCAUUCCUAAAUUCCAAUUGUAUUUCUAAGCCUAACCUUACUAGUAAAAUAUAUACUUUGAAACAAAAGCUAAUUUCUCCCCAUCAUUAUUAGAGUAUGCUGUGAACACUAAGGAACCACUUGGAUGUAAUUUAUUACAAGGUUGUCUCUCGGCCUCUUGAAAUAGUUAAUCUUCCACUACUGAGUAUUUGCUCUCUAUGAGUGGGUGGGUUAUAUAAUUUAGCUUUAUUUGACAAACAGAAUCAGCUUCUAGAACUUAAAUAUGUCCUAGAGCGGAAGAUCAUCAAAUUAAUAUGGCCAUCUUUCUGAGAGUUAGCACAUCUCCAGACAGCUCAAACCCAAGUUUUCAAGAGUACCAUAAGGCUCUACUAUAUAAUUUGGCAGUGACCAAAAGGUGGUAGGAACAAAGGUAAAUACUCCCAAACCAUUUUCUUUCUUUCUUUUUUUUUUUUUGUAAUCAUGAAGCUUUAGCUCAGUAUGGAAAUCUAGAAAACAACAGAAAUAUAGUCCACUUGAGUUUUUUCAAAGACAGAGUCAUCCCAAACUAACAACUCUCAUUGUAUAUGCUGUAAGAUUUCUGGCCAAAAAAAAAAAAAAA
Molecule: messenger RNA, 6651 nt
Organism: Phyllostomus discolor (pale spear-nosed bat)
Lineage: Eukaryota; Metazoa; Chordata; Mammalia; Chiroptera; Phyllostomidae
Gene: PHACTR2
Product: phosphatase and actin regulator 2
Exons: 13
Coding region: 134-2221 (695 amino acids)
Biological process (GO): actin cytoskeleton organization
Molecular function (GO): actin binding
Source: RefSeq, a predicted model, not a curated record